Molecule: messenger RNA, 1548 nt
Organism: Cuscuta campestris
Lineage: Eukaryota; Viridiplantae; Streptophyta; Magnoliopsida; Solanales; Convolvulaceae
Source: the annotation of a GenBank genome assembly
AAAAGGGACUUCAAUCACAUGGGGGAGAUUGUCAAAAGAGGAUGUAGGAGGAGCCAUGAAGAAGGUUAAGAAGACAAGGAUUAAAUGAAUGCAUUCAAUGCAUUCUUUAAAUAGAAGUGUGUAAAACUGAUGUAAUUCUCAUUUUAGCUUUGAAGGGCUCUUCUACCUGGGAGAUAAGGAAUCUACACACAUCAUCAGGCUCUCCCAAAUGUCUUGUGGCACAAAUGCUUGAGAUACACUGCAAAAGCUGGUUUAAAUGGAAGAAGAAUAACUUCAUAGAAUUUGAGAAAACCAUUCCUUUUGGAUUGUUGAGUCAAGUGGCAGGUCUCAAGGAAUAUGUAGGAGCAACUCCAGCAUUCACAUUUGAAUCAUCCACCGUAAUAGUUCAUUCAAAUACAUCUGAUGUUUCUACACCCAGUGUCGAAUUUGAUGGUGAGGAAGGAUCAGAUCAAUUCUAUGAUGCGAUUACUGUUGAGUCGUCUUCAUCGGAAGAUGAAAGCGACAAUGAAGUUGAACUCGUAAACAAGGACAAAAAAGUUAAGCUGAAGAAUGUUUCAUGGGCAAUAGCAAGCUUGGCAUUGAGGCGAGAUUCAGCGCCAGAUGUUGGCAGGGAGUUAAAUCCAAGUGUGCCCCGUGUAAUGCUCAAUCCAAGUAAUUUCCAUGGUACCAUGCAACAAGGGAAAGAUGAGAAUGACACUAACUGUUGGACCUCUCCAGGGGGUUCAGGGUUCAUGAUCAGAGGGAAGACAUAUUUAAAAGAUUACACUAAGGUCAAGGGAGGAGAUCCUUUGCUAAAGCUAAUUGCAGUUGACUGGUACAAGAUGGAGAAUUCAAUCUCAAAAGUUGCUUUGCAUCCUAAGUGUCUUGCUCAGUCUGAAGCUGGAAAGAAUAUUCCAUUCAUCCUCAUCAUUAACCUCAUGGUUCCAGCUAAACCAAACUAUAGCUUGGUUCUUUAUUAUGUUGCUGAUCGGCCUGUUAAUAAGGAUUCAUUGUUGGGUAAAUUUGUUGAUGGGACUGACAUGUAUCGUGAUUCAAGAUUUAAAUUGAUUCCAAGCAUUAUUGAGGGAUAUUGGAUGGUCAAACGUGCAGUUGGAAGUAAAGCCUGUCUUUUGGGGAAAGCAGUGACAUGCAAGUACCUCCGCCAAGACAAUUUUCUAGAGAUUGACGUGGACAUUGGCUCUUCUUCUGUCGCAAGGAGCAUCAUUGGUUUAGUACUGGGAUAUGUAACUAGCCUUGUUGUUGAUCUUGCUAUUUUGAUAGAGGCAAAAGAAGAGGCAGAACUCCCGGAGUACAUUCUUGGAACUGUUCGGCUAAAUCGAGUGAGGCUUGACUCUGCUACCCCAUUAGAUGCUUGAGGAUUUCAUUCAUACAAAAUGAUUGAGCGGAACGUGCAUUCUUCAAAGCAAUAAGAAAUUGAGACUUUCAUAAUUUGUCAAAUAGGUAUUUUUGGUUCUUCAAACAAGAGAAUGUGGAUAUUGUAUCACUGUAUAUUUUGCACUUUUAGGAGACUCAUAAUUUGACAUAUGGAGCGUUCAGGUUGUAUUUCCU